Molecule: messenger RNA, 8955 nt
Organism: Culex quinquefasciatus (southern house mosquito)
Lineage: Eukaryota; Metazoa; Arthropoda; Insecta; Diptera; Culicidae
Gene: Syx1A
Product: syntaxin-1A
Exons: 12
Coding region: 721-1605 (294 amino acids)
Biological process (GO): intracellular protein transport; synaptic vesicle fusion to presynaptic active zone membrane; exocytosis
Cellular component (GO): endomembrane system; synaptic vesicle; plasma membrane
Molecular function (GO): SNARE binding; SNAP receptor activity
Source: RefSeq, a predicted model, not a curated record
UCGUCGCGGUACGGCCAUUCGAAGUCUGACGCCCUUGCGCUUAGGACGUGUACUUUUUUGUUCGGCAGCGGGUUCCUCGUUCCUCGAGAGAGUGUCCUAUCCGUACGUGGUGUGUGGUGUGGUGAUACGCCCCGGAUGAAAAAGUUGGGGCUUUAGGACCGCACCGACUCUUGGCACGCCAGGUGCUGAAGAAUUGACCACAGUGCGAGGAAUCUGGUGAAGAAGAAGCAGCAGGAAGAUAAAACCGGAAGUGUGAGGUUCGAGAUUCUCGGUGGUGGUCCAAACCUCCUCCUCAUCCCCCCUCGGUUGGUGUGCUGGAUGGGAGGUAACCCGGUGUGAAUGGAUCGUACGGUUUUGGCAACGCAGGAAAAAGAGCCCGGUUCCUGAGAGUGAAGAAGCUACCUGCUGGCAGCACGCGAGAGAGAGAGCGCGUGGCAGCGGCGAGAGCGAGAUAGUUGUGGUGUUGUGUGAGGUGGCAAGGUGGUGGUGCAGUGAGUGUCCAGUGGAAUCCUGCGGCGGAAGUGGAAGUGGUAGUAGAGGAGGCGACCAGCAGCAGCAGCAGCUAAGGCCGAUCGUGUACCUUAGCGUCACCGUAGUAGAACCCAGGUCGUCGCCCAAGGUCCCCCCAACAACCCAUCAAAACGACUUUCACGUUGUCUGACCUUUCUGCGCGAUCGGAGUAGUGUCCCUGUCCGGGAGACUUGACCAAACGCCGCCAACAUGACGAAGGACAGAUUAGCAGCCCUACAGGCGGAUUUAGCGGCACAAAGCGACGAUGAGGACAUGCCGGAAGAAGUGGCCGUGCCGGUGGAGGGCGGCAACUUCAUGGAGGACUUCUUCCAGGACGUGGAACAGAUCCGGGAGAUGAUCGACAAGAUCCAGGCGAACGUGGAGGAGGUGAAGAAAAAGCACAGUGCCAUCCUGUCGGCCCCACAGUCAGAUGAGAAAACUAAACAAGAGCUCGAAGACCUGAUGGCCGAUAUCAAAAAAACUGCCAACAGAGUAAGAGGGAAACUUAAGAGUAUCGAACAAAACAUUGAGCAGGAGGAGCAGACGAACAAGUCCAAUGCCGAUCUCCGGAUACGGAAGACACAGCACUCGGCGCUGUCGCGUAAGUUCGUCGAGGUGAUGACCGAGUACAAUCGGACCCAGACUGACUACCGAGAGCGGUGCAAAGGAAGAAUACAACGACAACUGGAAAUUACGGGUAGAGCGACGACAAACGAAGAGCUGGAGGAGAUGCUGGAGCAGGGCAACUCGGCCGUCUUCACGCAGGGGAUUAUAAUGGAAACCCAACAAGCUAAACAAACGCUCGCCGAUAUCGAGGCACGGCAUGCAGAUAUUAUAAAAUUGGAGAAUUCAAUUAGGGAGCUACAUGAUAUGUUCAUGGAUAUGGCCAUGCUCGUCGAGAGUCAGGGCGAAAUGGUGGACCGAAUUGAGUACCACGUGGAGCAAAGUAGGGACUAUGUGGCAACGGGUCAGGAGCAACUGGUCCAGGCGAGCAAGUACAUGUCCAAAGCAAGAAAGAAGAAGAUCAUGAUCCUGCUCUGUCUUACUGUUCUGGGUCUCAUUGCGGCCUCAUACGUCAGUAGCUACUUUAUGUAAGAAGAAUAAGAAGAAACCCAAGACGAAGAAGAAGAAGAAAAAGGUGUGCACCACCAGCAGUAACAUCACAUCACAAAACAGCUACUACUACUACGACCUGAUCAGAUCCGGGAGGGGAAACACGUUUAUUAGACGAAGCUGAAGAAAAUUAGCACAACCUACAGAGCGAAUCUGUAGUACAAAACACCACCAUUAACCAUUUAUCAGACAAAUACCAACAACAACAACAACAAAUCAAAUACUACUACUUAUAGAGAUACAAUUACCGUCACAGCAGAAGCAGUUGAAAGCGACAAAGACAUCAAAAGGAAAAAAAAAACAAAAACAAAAACGAUCCUUACCCCUUAAUUUGAGCAAAACAUCUCGGUUACGAACGCGGGUUUCUUUCUCAACCUCAUCCUUCCACGUCCCAGAGCGUUAGACAUUUUGCAUUACAAUCGGUUCCAUCUGUGCUACCAGUGAGACUUAUUUCCGGCACUUCCAAACAACACAAACUCCGACAAGUUUACAUCAGUUGAGAAAUAAUCAAAAAGUGAUGUCUGUGAUGGAGAAACGCUCGUGCGAGAAACAAUAGAAAGAGCGUUCCAUUUUGUCCCCCCGUUCCCGUCCGUGUCAAGUCAAAAUCACACGUGCACCACGCAACAGACAGACAACAGAAGCAACAACAACAACAACAACCAAGUGCAACCAAUCACCACCUUCAGCACCAUCACCACGUGGUCUUUGCACGUGAUCGAACAAAACAACCCAACCCCACAAUCUGUGUGUCUCUGUCUCUGUCUCGUCCAGCAAAUACAAAUCAGUAACGAACAAAACAACAGCAACAUCAACAAAACCAUAAGUCAGCAACUUAAAACUAGCGCCACGUCCUGUAAAAGUAAUAAAACAAAACAACAAAAAAUCACCACCAAAACACUCACGUAACAAACAAAAAAAAAGCAAGUGUAUGCCAGAGUACUAAGUAGCAAAUCCCUCUUUGAGCAAAAACCGUGUAAAUUAAUCAGAAGAAGAUCAUAAUCCUGAUAUGUGUGAGCAUCCUCUUGAUAGUGGUUGCGUCUACAGUUGCCGGAUAUGUCGGUUUUUAAAGAGCAUCGAUCGGAAACGAAAAACAACAUCAAGAACAACCGUCGUCGGCGACUAAUCAGCCACAUGCCACACACACCCACAAACACAAACACACGCAGACACACAUAGGUUACAACUUAAAACAAACAAAAAAAAAAAACAAGCGACGAACCACGGUGGCUUUACUUCUAUUUCUGAGUCGCUUUCACGCGUGCGUGGUCCAUACAGUAUUGCCGUUUAACUAUUGACGACGGCUUGCAGAGUUUCUUUUUUAGCAGCAGCCAAAAUGUCGCUUGGAUUUCGUUUCGCCGGAGGAAGCCAAUGCAUUAUUUCGUACAAAUUCAUAACGCUGUUCACUCAGCGACAGCGAGUCAUCUCUGUUUGCUUCAUGACAUCAACACACACUCACACACACACAGCUUAGACGAGAACGACACAUCGUCCGCAUCCGGAGGUGGCCAUCGGAAGAGCACGCGCGCGCCUCUCGGGGAGCACGAGCGUUGUUCUGUUUCACAGACAGUCAUUUUAACCCGGCGAGGAAUAAAGGAAGAAAACAACCAAGACAACCACAAAUUUACGCUUGUUGAGUAAUUAUUAAGUUUGUUAGAUUUAGAUAGUUUGGUGUCCUCGUGACGCAGGACGUGCGGAUUUAGUGCUGAGUUCGUUUUUUUUCGUUAGGUAUUCUAGUCCAUAUUUCGGAUCGCCGCGCUCUCUGUAGGUUAAAACAAGGAACAAAGUUUUUUCUGCGUUUACUUUGUGUAAAUAUAACCACGUGUAAUUCUCUACUACUGGCUUUCGUUGAUCACUAACCAAAAGCAUGGAAAACAUGGCGUUUAAAGAGUGUCGAUGUGGGCGGGUUGCGCUAAGCGAGCUAAUAUUUGUAGCUGAGUUCUGGAGUUAUUAGGCUAACGUGUGGCAGUUUAUGCUUGCGGUAUCGAACUGUUUUAUCGGUUAUUUGGAGCAGUGUGUUAGGCCAAUGGGAAAGUGCGGGCGGAUCAUAGCAAUAAAACUACAAGGAAAGGGUUGCCUCUUUGAUUUUCGUUCUUUCUGCUGCUAGAAUGAAUCUUGGAGGUAGGUACUUGCGCGCAAAGCAUUAGCAUACGCAAGGGAGAGAAACUGUACCGGCAAAUUACAGAACUAAAAUGUGUGCACUAAAAAUCUGAAAACAGAAAAAAAACAUGACAACAAAACAACAUCAAACAGAAUAAGAACGAACGGCAGAAGCGGAAUGAAAAUCAUGAAAUGAACACUAAAAAGAGGAAAAUUAAAGAAGAAAAAAUGUUCAAGAAAAUGUGUGAUAAUAUUUAAAAGUAAUAAUCUCUAACAUUAAUUUGAGGAGAAAAUGGGAAAAAAUAUACAAGAAAGAAAAGCCUAUAGAUAUAUUACUAUUAUUCACGAAAAACAAAAAAAAAUCAUAACAGAAUGUCAUAUUUAUAGCUCCUACAUAUAUAGGAAACGACACGGUGGCAGUGGAUCGUAGAACGGCACGAAUCUUUGGCGUGAAACCUUUUUGCACACACAUAUACACAACUCAAGACACACACACAUAAGGGUGAGGCUUUCUUGCCCGUUUCUACACUUCAAAACAGUAUUUGGUUUGUCACCUAGAAUUUCUAAUGCUCUUUUAAAAAAAAAUCAAAUUGAGCGUCAUUUUUUUUACUUUUUUUAGAACUUCUCACCAACUUGUACUUAGCCCUAUUACCGCUGGCGUGAAUAAUUAGAGUUCACUCGAGUUGGUAUGACCGCAGCAAAAUGGUCACAUGACAGUCACAGAAAAAAAUUCGAUACUUGUUCAAGGAUGCCUUGAGUUUUCGGCUGAUUUUCCAGAGAAUUUUCAAAACAAUUGACAGCUUACUUUCACACCGCAGUUUUUCCGCUGACAGCCAAAGGUAGUCAAAGUGCAGUUGGUGCAAAUGAUCAAAGCGUGCUGUGGUUGGUCGCUUGUUCUUUUCAGCUGUCACUCGCGAUUUUAAAGUGCGAAUGGUCAGUUUGGUGAAAAGUGCGACUGGAAGUGUAAACCAAAAAUCUGGUUGCCUAGAUUCAAGGCUGAAGAUUAGACAAGGUAAGGUGGGUGAAAUCCGAGCUACAAUGUCGGGAUCAUUGUUUUCUGAUUUUCAAUUUUUGCGGAAAUUUGAAAGCAAAGUUGUUAUCAAUCGCAGAUUUCAUACAAUGAAUUAUUGCUGUAAAUUUUAUUUAUGUCAUUUAAUUGCUUACGAUUAAUUUACUUCGCACAAAAGCUUCGUGAAGUUUUCCAACAACAAGCAAACAAAAAAAUACCGUUCCCAACGAAAUACCGGGCAGAUACCGACUAGCUCAAAGAAGGUCACGGACAAUCGCGCCUACAUGGGAACGAACGACAUUCACUCACAACAAAUUUGAAAACAAAAAUAAAACGUAAAAAACCCGUGCAGUCACAGACGGCAUCACACACACUCACAUAAAAACACAUACACAAAAAAAAAACAAAAACAUAACAUGAAUCGUACUAUACUGCCCAGAAAAUUAAACUUACGAAAGUGAGAUAUAAGAAUUUUACAAUUCUCGAUAAGAUUCUUCUUUAGUAGAGGAGAAGGACAACAGAAAAAGCAAAUAUUGUACACACUUUGCCCUGUUUAGUUUCUCUUUUUGCGAUGCUUUCCAGUAUUUGUUGAAAUUAACAACAACAACAAAAAACUCUUCAAGUUGUGCGCCUUUUCUCUUUUGUUCUCGCAGCAAUUGUUUGCGAAUAGAACACUAAUAUCAAGUCAAUUGUUUUUCGUAAAAGUCGCUCUUACUUUUUUUUUCUACCAGCGAAGAAGUUAAACUCCUCCGUCAGAUGUGGGACAUUUGUGGUUUGUUUUUUUCGGUGUUUAAGUUUCGAUCCAAACAGGCAAAACGAACAACAGCAACAAACAAAAAAAAAACAAACAGUGUAAAUUGAGAUGUGAGCAUAAACUAAGUCAUAAGUAAAUAAUUAGUUAAAACUGUACUGUAUGAAUGGCAACCACAGCAAAAAGAAGAAGAAAUGGAAACCAACCUAGUGUAAUCAAAAAAAAAAACUUUUUAACAUACACUGACAACUUAAUUAUCGCAUCUUUUGCAUUAUUGAUUGAUUCAUUGGUUGAGAAAAGGCGAUGAAAAGUUAUCAUCAUUAAACAGCAGCAGCAGCAAGUGAAGUCUAUAUAUGUAGCAUUUAAUGAAAAUAAUAUCUAAAAGAAAUACAAAAAAGAACUAGCCUAUUAAUUUAAAAUAGUUAUUUAUCUCAAAAAAGUAAUAAAAAGGUGAAAAAUAACAAUUAAAAAAACUUAUAGCCGAAAACAAAAAACCUAGACAAUUAGAAAAGUCACGUAUAGAACAUCUAAAAGUCGCUAAGUAAAAAAAGAGCAAAAUUUGAAUAAGAGAAUGAAAAAUUGUAAUUCAAAACUUCUUCCUCUCGUGGACAGCGAACACACAAGAUAGAAUAUUACUUUGCGGAUAAGAUCAAAAACAAACAAAACAAAAGAAAGAGGGGAAAUCACACACACACACACACAAAGAAAACCAAUAAUAUCACGUCAUCUAGGAGAAAGAGACAAAAAACUAAGAAAAGCGCUCUGUUGUACAGUAAAAAUAUUUUUUCUCUAUAUUUCUCUAUAUCAGUUACUAAUAGUAAGGUUUAAAGACAAAAGUAUUUAAAUAAAAAAGAAAAAUAAUUAAGCUAUAAGAACGCCGGGAAGUGCAUAUACACAUGGGUAGAGUGGCGCGAAGCAAGGCCGAUUCCGGCAGCCGUGAACCCCCUUUACAAAACUAUACACAGUUGAAAAUAGUUAUGAUGUAAAUUUACAUCUUUUUCCAUGUAAUUGAACUUUUUACAUGUAAAUUGAGGUAAAAUUACAGCUCCAAUUUUUACUGUGUACCCAAAACCCUGGCCAUCAAAGGGUCCCUAAACCAACAAGCAAUCGAAUCAGACAUUCUCCAUAUCUCUAUUAACUGACAAAAAGGUAAUACAAAAUACUGCUUUUAACCUCCCCCGUAAAGUUCGUUGAUUCGUUGCGAUUUUAAGCAUGCCUCCGGAAUCGAUCCUGCCUCGCAAAGGGUGUUUAGCAAGGACAACUGAGAGCGACAGCAAAAAAUAGCAAAUCGAUAUAAGCGCAGAAGCAGCAGCAGCAGCAUCAUUGUGAGAUAUUAAAAGCAAACCAAAAAAAAACGACACGUGUUAAUUUUAAUUUUUCUCCCUAACCCUUUCUCUUGUAUUAGAUAAGGCAUUUUUUUUCUUGAAAUCUUGAUGUUGAUAACAAAAAAAAAAAAACAAAUAUUACAAAUCGAAGGUAAACCAACGUUGCUAUUGGCAGGAAACGGGAGAAAAAAAAGCGGCGGCGUUUGCGACAGAAGUAUAAGGCAAAAAAAAAAAUAAACAAAUGUUUAGAGCAGGAUCGUGUAUAUUGUUACAUUUAAUCGUAAGUCCAUUUUGAAGUUACUGACAAGUUAAUGAAGAAUCUCUCUCAAAAUAGUGUUGAAAGAAUCGUAGGAAAAUCAUUCAUCUCUAUCUACACAAUGGGCGAAUACAAUAAAGAAAGCAAAACAAAAAAAAACUACCAAUUUACCCUACCCUACAGUUUGCAAAACAACAACACGGUCACAACACUUCAACUCCGAAAGGACAUCACAGCAAACCAAGAAUGAAGAAUCACACCAACACAAUCACACAUAAACACAAAACAGCACAACAACACAUUCAAACAUUCACACACACCAACAGCAUAAGAGCAAGAGAUGAUGUAUCAACAAUACCCUAUAACAGUGGAAGCAAAAUAGCGACUAACGGAAAAAAAAAUCAAGAUGAAAAAUGGACAAUUGAAAAUUGGUUUUCAUGUUAUUUAAUAAAAAAAGAAACAAGUUAAUAAGAUUAAAGAAAACACAAGUGAUGGCUUUCAAAAUUAUAUAAAAGAAAAAUCUAAAAAAAUAAAUAAAAGUUAAUAAAAAGCUAACAAUUUUUCGCCUUUUGCAUUGAAAAAAAAAAUACACAUACACAAAGAAAAAGUGACACGCUAGCCAACAAAACCAGUGAUUAGGAAACAUUACAAUACUGUUACAAACAAGAAAAAAUCUCUUCUCUCUGUUUCUCUGAUGGCAAUAGGAAUCGAGAAACAUAGUGGACACAAUUUGGAAACUACUGCACUCGUAAUAAAAGAAAAUACACAAAGAAAAAAAACACACACAAACACACUUUUUCUUCUUGGUAGAAAAUCCCCGUCUCCUAGACAACAUCCACAGACAAAAAAAAAACAUUCACUCACACCAGAUAACAACCACAACAAAAACAAAACUACCAAAAUGGUUCAUCCCAAAUCAUUCAUCAUCGUGCGCGCCAACUAUGAGCGACCCCACCGGGCACCUCUCGAAUACAACAACAACAACAACAACCUUGUUCCUUCUCUGGAAAUGAAAAAAAAAUAAGGAAAACAAUUGCAAACUCUCUUCAGCUCUGAAAUGCUCCUCCCCUUUUCUGCGUGAGAAACAAAACAAAACAAUGCACAUUCUUCACAAAACGCAAACCCUCCCUCCUCUUCUUCACGCAAACAACCAACAGCAAACAACAGCCAAACAAAACAAAAAAAUCAAACUCACAAACAAACACUCACACACACACGCGCGCGCGCAGAUAAAAGAACAAAGAACACAAACGAAGUGAGAGUAACCAACCGUGUGUAAAACUUGUCAAUUUUCGCAAAUAAUAAAAAAAGACAUCUACUGAAAGUCGAAGCAAAAUACAAUUAAAACUACAAAUAAAAAAGAAAUACAAAAGACAAAACAAACAACAAACAGCAACAACAGCGAACGUAACCUUCUUUCAAAGCAAACAAAAAACUCCGAGCUAGAGUUGUUUAGGAAAAUAACAAAAAUUCUCACAACUUCAAACAAAAUAGACAACCACCUUUGAGAGCAAACAACAAAAAGUCAAAAAGGGAGAGAACAGAAACAAAAACAAAAAAAAAACUUUGCAUGCAAAAACUUGAAAACAGAACAUCAGACUACAGAAAAAAAGAAAAAUCACUCCAAGUAGCAAUAGACAUGAGUUUCGAGCGCAGCAACCAAAACAAAAACAAAACAAACAACAACAAAGCAAAACGAACGAACGAAACACUCACUCACAUCAGAGAAAGAAAACAACAACAAGAAAUGGAAGAAAAAGUAAUCAGCUGUAAUCUACUUCAAAACAACAACAACAACAAAAAAAAAAUGCUAUUAUAGUAUGUAAUGAAAUUCCACAGAACCAGAGAAAAACAAAAUCGUUGCAAUAAAGAUGAAAAUAUUAAGGAUAAAAAU